AUGAUAACUGGCGGUUCCUCAGGCAUCGGAUAUGCAAUCGCCGAACGCUUCCUAACCGAAGGAGCCAGUAAAGUUAUCCUCGUCGGCCGCCAGCGUGAAAAGCUACAAGAUGCUUCAAGACGAUUAACUGAGUCUAUUCCUGAGUCUGAAUCUUCGAGUCAAGCCGGGGAUGUUGCUACGCGGGCCCCAGAGGAGGAUGUAGGCGAAAGAAUGACAUCGUUAGACCCGAAAAUAGAGAUUCUGGUCGGCGAUAUUUCUGUUGCGAGUGAAUGGAUGAGUGAACUUGAGAAAACUAUGACGAAUGUGGACAUUCUCAUAAACGCAGCUGGGAUAUCAGCCUCAAACAUACUCCCACGAACAUCACCGGAACACAUCUCAAACAUCCUAAAAACAAACCUCGAAGGCGCAAUAUAUACUUCUCGAGCUAUGCUCAAGGCGUGUAUGCGUGUACGCUCAAGGCAGAAGAAAGACAUUGAAUCGAAGUCUGAGACAGACCAACAACAACGGUUGUCGAAAUGCAUCAUCAACAUUUCCUCCUUGCUAGCAUUAAAGGGAGUGACGGGGACAGUCACAUAUGCCGCUUCAAAAGCCGGGCUAUUAGGAUUAACGAGAUCAAUGGCCGUUGAGACAGCUGAUAUUUUGCGAGGAGGUAAUGUUAUGCUGAGGUGUAAUGCGAUAUUACCUGGCUAUAUUGAGACGCCAAUGAUUCAAGAUUUUAGCGACCACAAGAUCAACGAAUUACGAGCUCAGAUUCCUUUGAACAGGUUCGGAGACCCAAGAGAAGUCGCUGAUGCAGCCGUCUUCCUUUCCUCUAAUGAGUACGCUAAUAACUGCGUUCUGAACCUCGAUGGCGGGUUGAGCGCAGUGUGA
Talaromyces marneffei is the source of this 870-nucleotide messenger RNA. RefSeq lists its product as uncharacterized. The record is from RefSeq and is a predicted model, not a curated record. The coding region runs from base 1 to 870 and encodes 289 amino acids. NCBI's taxonomy places the organism in Eukaryota, Fungi, Ascomycota, Eurotiomycetes, Eurotiales, Trichocomaceae. Gene Ontology annotation, molecular function: oxidoreductase activity, acting on the CH-OH group of donors, NAD or NADP as acceptor. The transcript is spliced from 3 exons.